This is a messenger RNA of Paramuricea clavata, 7509 nucleotides long. Lineage: Eukaryota; Metazoa; Cnidaria; Anthozoa; Malacalcyonacea; Plexauridae. The record is from the annotation of a GenBank genome assembly.
UUUGAUUUAGUUUGUGAUGACUCAAUCCUCGCCACAGUGGCAAGUAUGUUCAUUUUUGCUGGAUGGAUUAUCGGCAGUAUACUGUUUGGUUUCCUCUCUGACAGAUUUGGGCGCAAAGUCGCAUUCUUGGCUUGUGUUAUAAACAUUACUGUUGUUGCUCUCGCUGGCGCUUUUGUACAGAGUCUAUGGCUGUUUAUUAUCAUCAGAUUCUUUGUUGGAGUAGGUAUUGGUAAGUGAGGUAUUUCCGUUUUGAAUCUGCGAAGUAGAUUAUAUGCUAUCGAUGUGUUAACUGUUUUCAGUGUUCACUGUUCACUUAGCCAAUUAGCGACUAGUAUUACCAAAAAUUACGUAAUUCCAAAUCACAAAUAGGGUGUAUAGUGGAUACGAUGAGUUAAAGUGGUAUCGAAUCUUCUUGAAGUUUUUGGCGCUAGCUAGCUAUGAGUCACCGAGUCACCUAAAAAAUGUAAAACAUGCAGGAAGACUAAAUUAAGAAAGAAAAUAGACUGUAGUUUUCUCAAAGCGAAAAGAGCAUCCCUUCUUGUCUUACAGUGUCGUUAAAAGUGAAACGCUGAAUUACUAACUUCAGUAACAGAAGUGUGUGUUAUUAAACCACAAACAUUUUUCAUUGUGUACCUGUACUACCUGAUCAUGUUGGACCAAGGAUAUUUGUAAUUCAUAGGAUUGGAGAACAAUUGUGAGAUAGGUUAUAAAAUUAUAGUCAAUGUGUCACUGUUUACGUGAUUGAACUUUUGUUAAAAUUGCUCGCAGAAUAUAAGAAAUUAUUAUAGCAUUUUAAUGCCUCCUUCGUCGCUCGACUCAGUAAACCUAAAAUCCUAGUUAAGGCCCUUCUACAGGUUUUUUUCAGGUACUUUGGUUUUUUACUGUACUGUACUAUAAGAGUGAUCUAGUAUAAAUUAAGGUUCAAUGCUACUGUGCUGUUUAGGUUGCUUUAAAACUGCGCAAAUUUAAGACUCGACUAAGUUUCAUUCAUAUAUUCAUAUUUCUACAGGUUGUUCUGCCUCGUUAUUCAUCAUCCUUAGCGAAUUCUCAGGCGUGAAGCACCGUGGAACUAUGGGAGUUAUAUUCUGGUUCUCUUUCAUAUUUGCCUUAUGUAUAAUACCGCUGUACGCACAUCUUAUUCGAGACUGGCGCAAGUUGACGAUCCUAACGAGUUGUCUUGGUUUUCCUGCAUUUAUUGUUUGGUGGUAAGUUUACAAGCUUAUCGCAGACUUGCUAUACAGUGUGUCCCCAAAAAAGGCUACCCUUUGAAGUCAAGCGUUAGUGCCGCAUGUUCGAAUCUGAAUGCUUUAACUCCCUAAUGAUCCCUGGAAUGCGUAAAACGUUAUAGCAGAGCAUUUUUAUGCAUGCAUUGCAAAUUAAUUGAAAUUUGUUCCGCUAAAAUAACACAGAAUGGAAUGCAUGAAUAUACAUGUACAGUGUGUCCCAAAAAAAGGCUACCCUUUGAGGUCAAACGCUAGUGCCGCAUGUUCGAAUUUGAAUGCUUUAACUCCCUAAUGAGCCCUGGAAUGCGUAAAACGUUAUACUGUACGUAGUCAAUUAUAUUCAUGCAUUCCAUUCUGUGUUAUUUUAGCGGAACAAAUUUCAAUUAAUUUGCAAUGCAUGCAUAAAAAUGCUCUGCUAUAACGUUUUACGCAUUCCAGGGCUCAUUAGGGAGUUAAAGCUUUCAAAUUCGAACAUGCGGCACUAGCGCUUGACUUCAAAGGGUAGCCUUUUUGGGGGACACACUGUAUAACGUUUUACGCAUUACAGGGCUCAUUAGGGAGUUAAAGCAUUCAAAUUCGAACACGCGGCACUAGCGCUUGACUUCAAAGGGUAGCCUUUUUGGGGGGACAUGCUGUAUACGAGACAUUCUAAAACGACUUGUUAUAGGCUUUUGGCUGCAGCGGACGUGCGACAAGGCUGCAUCAAGAAACUGCAACAGUAAUUCAUAUUAGUGGAAUCAUACUGGUAUACUAUUGUAAAUGCUGUAAUUUGAUUGGCUACUCUACUGGCUAUCUAUUCCCCGAUAUAUAGCGAGUAGCAAAACAAUCAUUUUCCUGGCGCAUUUUUUGAAAAGAAUAGCAAUAUUUUAUGGAUUAUUGUGGAAUAUUUUCUGCUUGAUCUCUGACUCUACUAAAAUAAUUAGAUUACUCCUCUCGAGUUAUAUGAGGUGGUCGGUUCGGCCUUCGCCCUCAUCAAAUAUCACCUCGUAGAAAUCUCGACCUCGUAAUCUGAUUGUUAAAGUGCUACUGCAGCGAAUUUUUGGACCUAGUUUUUUUUAGCUUAAAUAAAAAUUCAGUCGUUUAGAAGCAUUUUCAUAUAUAUUUGACCAUCAUGCGAUGCUUAGAAGUUGCCUAAUUUAACCUCUGAAGUUGGGUAUCGCGUGCGAACUUUUCCGCCGCCAUAUUGAUGUCGUGUGACGUCAUAAGAUGAACGGAAACGAAGAUAUGAAGGUCGUAUUUGUAGUAAAUUAUAUGGCGCGUCAACAUAUUGCAGUGGAACUUUUGGCUAUUUCACUUGCUUAUGACGCAAAUAACUGAUUUUUAAAAAUCGAAGAACAAGUGCUAUAUCGUAUUGUUUAUUUGACGGCGGAAUGACGGAUAGAGACUCAGAUAAUAGGGUCAGUACUGCAUCUGGAACUGGAAGUCAACGAGUAUGGACUCGGCUAAGUCGGCUUUGAAAUACGAUGAUGCACCAGUUGCCUAACAGCUUUUAUACACCUUCACUAGACGAAGUGAUAGAGACAUUAUAUAACGCUGCUGCAGAUGGGCAACUACCAUCUGUCACUGUGUUGGAGCAAUCGAGCAAUGGUACAAUACCUGUAAAAUUAGUGGUAAGUAGAUCCUUUUUAUUGCAUAUAUAUUUAUAUUGUAUUGUGCUCGCCUCGGUAUUGUGUCUGAUUGUUUGAACACAUCUGGUGUGUGCAACUUAAUAUUUAUUAUAAACUGGAUUGUGCGUGACAAAAAUUAUAAUAACGUUUAUAAACACAACCAUAUUCAUAGCCUAAUAAUUCGCAACACUCAAAAUGAUUUUGAUUUUGUUUUUAAAAUUAAUAGAUAGCGAUACGUGUAAUUGGCAAUUUUGGGCUGUGGUUCUAUUGAUGGCUAGUUUUACUUGGAUGGGAAAACAGAAGAAAAUAAUUUCCAACAACAAAGACACAGCUGCCUAACGUUUGAGCAGAAAAGCGGUCGACUUUAGUUGGAUUAGGCAGAUUGUGACUGAGUCAGUAAUGUCAGUUAACCAUUGAGUCAAAAUUGUGCCACUGUGCAAUAUCACAUUUACUGUAAUAUUUUGAAAUUAUAUUAAUCUUCAAAGUAACCAGUUAAGUUGCAUCCCUCAUAUAUGUUUUGUGCACAAAUAUAUUUCUCACAUAAUAUAGCGUACCAGUACAAUAUUAUACUAUUGUAUUAUUAUAUUUAUUGUUACUUUAUAUUAUGCAAUAUGUAUUAUUGAUAUAACUGAAUAUAACUCCAAUGGCAUCGUUUCUCUCAAAAUGUCAUCAGAUGUCUCAGUGACGAAACUAGGUCAAGGCAUGCUGACUUGUUGUCUUUAUUUCAAUCUCAAGAUGCUCUGGACAAGAAACUAACUUAACAGGAGAUAGUCUUUUUACAACCACAAAUGAUCUAAAACAUAAGAAAUGUUGAACACUUUAGACUAACUAUAUAGCAUCAUUUGCGCAAAAUAUUCACCAUUUGUGCGAACAUAUUAAUUUGUUACCUGAAAUAUUUGCUUUGUGUCUAGUUGUACUUUACCCAGGGGAACAAUUCUAGCCAUGUGAAUUGUAUAAACAGUUUCUUCCUUCAGUAUUCUUUCCAUUUUACGAGGUUUUGUCAAUGAAAAUAAGAUAUAGCACGAAUCUUCAAAACAGGCUCAAAUCAAAACACUAGGUUCGCAGAUGCGUGAAAACCCGUGGUCAAUGUUUACGGAUAAAAUUCACUAACUUUCUUUCAAACUGUGGAUCUGUUUCUUUGUUGGGAAAUAGAUGCAUGGGUAUACCUUCAGGCUGUUCAGAAUUCGUGCAAUAAUCUAAGUUAGAACUGCCAGAAACACGGCCUUCGUCUCCGCGUUUGUUGGUUUUACUAUAAUUUUAAAUACGCCAUGAUGAAAUCGUGUUCAUCUUAUGACGUCACAUGGCAUCAAAAUGGCCGAUCAAAAGUUCGGACAGGAAGUGCCAAAAAUGGCCACUUUGGAAGGCUAUAAAAUCGGUUUGAAUUGACCAAUUUCAAUUCUGUUUGUGGUAAACUGGUCAGGGAGGAAAGCACUUUUAAUUAAGCUAAAAAAAUGAGGGUCGAAAAAUUCGCUGCAGUAGAGAUGGAUUUAAAUAUUCUUUUAUGCAAAUACUUAAUAAGCCUUCCCGGCCUCUUAAAUUUAUUCCUUCAUAAUACUACAUUAAUUGAACAGUUCGUAGCCAACUGUAGCAAACUUGGUAAAACAUAUUUUUGGCAGGCGAUAUCAGGUUUUGUUCGCAUGAAUACAUGUGCCCAACUUGUUGACAAGUUGUACACACCUAAAAACGCGCAAGUUGUUACAUAUUUGCGAACAAAUUGUAAAAAGGUCGUUGUCAAGCCGAUAUCAGGAUGUGUUCGCACUGCUUGUUCCCACUUGUCGUGACAAGCCUGGAACAAUUUGUUAUUAUCUUGUUACAAGGUUAAUGAUGGUAACAGACUGUCGGACUUUCUACAAGUUGUCACAACAAGACUAAUACAGGCUCUUCGUAACUAGUUGCUACGAGCUUGUUGUCAUCAACUUGUUAAAAACUUGUUGCGUGCAGACGAUAUCAGACGUGUUGGAACAAUUUGUUGCGAGUCUUGGCUUCAACAACCUUGUCACAAGAUGAUAAUAACUUGUUCCAGACUUGUCAACAACUGGGAAAAGGCAGUGGGAAACAUUUUGUUGAGAAGCUGUGAGAGUUUUACGCGUGUAGCAGACGCGUGCGCAGCAGAUUUUUUCAAUGUUGAUAAUUUAAUAGGAAACAGUUGCUCCGAGAAAUGAAAGAAUAGAAAUACCUUCUUUUUAAUAUUCUUUAGGAUAUUUCCAGAAUCAGUGCGCUACUACUUGAUCACAGGGAAGCAGGAGAAAGCGCGAGAAGUGUUGGAAAGAGUUGCGCGAUACAACAGAAAACCCAUGAUUGAGGAUAAACUGGAGCAAGUUGCCGCAGAACAAAAAUCUUCUUUGAAAGAUUUGUUUGCCACUCCAACUAUCAGGAAAUAUACAUUGUUGUCUUGUUUUAUUUGGUGAGUAGGCGAUGUUUCUCACUGAUUUACUAUCAGAUUUUUGUAUUGGUAAAUAACAGGAUUUUGAGCAUCUCACUUGAUCGAACUAAUAGACAACUUGUAUGUUAGACUAAUUUUUGAUUUAUGCAAAAAGAAAGUAAAUUCCAGUAAAGAGCUUAUUAAAAUCAGUAAAAUUGCAAAAAUUGUUACCAUUUUUGAGCCGAAAAUGUUAACAAUUUCCGCAUGUAAUACAAAUAUACUGAAAAUAUGCAAACUUCGCAAGGCUAUAUUUUCUGUAUUUUACAACAUUUCGCAACCAAAUUUUGCACUUUUACUAAUUUCAUUAUGUUCUUUUUAACUGUUGUGUUUGAUUCCCUUCUUCUUUACUUAGAUUAAAAUUUAAUCUAACAUGCAAGUAGUCCAUUGUCGAAGGGCUUUUUUAUAGAUGGAAAUUUUGAGUGUAAGUUCUAUCAUCUAUUAGACCUAACCGGGAACAGUUGCGAAAAAUUCAACUACAGUCUCUACCUCUGCGGCUCUGCGAUUCCGGUGCAGCGCUCUAACCAACUGAGCUACAAAGUGCAUGCACUAGUUGUCGAACUCUUACCGCAAGUUGUAUAAAGCUCGACAACUGGACUCUAUAGCUCAGCUGGUUAGAGCGUUGCACCGUAAUCGCAGGGCCGCAGGUUUGAUUCAUGCUAGAGGGCUCGUAGUUGCAUUUUUCGCAACUGCUCUUGGUUAGGUAUAAUAAUGUAUAAAAUUUACACUCGAAAUUUCCAUCUACAAAUUACCUUUCAACAAUUAUCUUUGUAUUAUCUAUUUUAGAAGUUUUUCCGUGCUUCGUUCCAUCCAAUCUGUAUUCCUUUGUUUUAGUUUCAUUCUUUUUUGUUUUCUUCGUUUCUUCCACCAUUUUCUUCCAUCUUUGCUAACAUCUUUUCAUUUACUAUUUUAAUGAUUUAUCUUUCACCAGCUACUUUUAUAUGUGCACAUCUACACGUACUCUCAUUUUCUUUCAUGUCUAAUUUUUCCUUCCAUCUGCCUUCUCGUCCUUGCUAAAUUAUUGCCUAAUCCUUUCAUUAAUCAUUCUAUUCUUUCUAACAUUCGGUGUUCCCUUCCAUCUACAUUUCUUUACAUCCUUUCGUCCUUUUACGUUUCUUCAGUCUUCCAUCCUAUGUUUCCUAACGCUUUGCCUUUCGUCCGUUGCUCCCUUUUCUCGUGUGUUCUUCCAUCCUUCUUUCCUACCUGCUUUCAUCUUCGUUUUUUUUCUUUCAAUCCUUCUAUUUCUUUCGAACCGUCGUUCUUCCUUGCUCUUAUCUUUCUUCCAUCGUCUCAGGCAUCUCAUAUUCUUCCUUGUUCUUCUCUUUAUACCUGAGUUGCCAAUUUCCAAAUAAUUUUUUAUCUCUCUUCUUUCCUCCCUACACUAUAUUCUUCUUUUCUUCCUUCCAUUUAUUCUUUCCUCAGAUUUUCUUAUUUUCUCCACUAAUCGUACUCUAAGAUUAUAUUUCGGGAAUCUUUCUUUUUCUAAGAUUAUAUUGUCCAUGUCAUUAUUCCCUAACUCAUGUUUACAAUUUUUAACAUUCUUUCUUCAGUACAUACUCUCUCUUUUCAACAGGUGUAUUGAAUCAGUUGUCUACUAUGGUGUCUCAUUUUCGUCUGUCUUACUUGGUGGUAAUAUAUAUCUAAGUUUCUUUAUCAUUAACUCAAUGGAGUUCCCGGCAACUUUUUUGACAAUUUGGACUAUUGAAAGGUAAUGUUACUUGCACCUUUUUGUUAUAUGGAGAUUAUCUACUUUGUGUGUGUGUUGUAUUCCCUGUUCUGUGUGAUAACACAGCAAAAGUGUUUUAUUAGAAAGGCUAAGAUACGCCGGUUCCAGUUUACUGCAUGCACAGGCGACAUACACGUACUGUACCCGUGAAUCGGGGUACGAUUUGCAACUUAAGAAGUGCAAAUUAAUCCGGGGGUAAGGAAAGGGUAUUAUUAGUUCGCUUAAGUUUUAGUCCAAUAUCAUUUCUCCAGAUUUGGCAGAAAAUGGACAACAUUGGGUGGAAUGAUCUUGGCUUGUGCCGCAUCGAUCCUCGGCGUCGUGUUCAGAAUGCAUCAGGAUUAUGUUUAUGACGGUAAGCUUCAUAUGAAACCUGGAUCCACCCGUAGGGAUAGUCUAGAGUUAUAGAGUUAUGCUAUUGAUGUUUAGGUUUCCUCUUAGCCGUAAUAAGUGAACAAGGGAUGUGUUAAUUGUCCUUAUUUGCAAGGUGAACCGGUUCAGCUGAAUUAGCUGGACGUAUAUCAACCUAAUUGAGUC